CUAUCGUUGCAAUUUGACUGGCGUUGGCACAGUUACAUGCACAAUUGUGUGUCAGUGAAGCUGUGCUGGGACAACGCCAGCAAAAGUCCAGGCUAUGCCAAAGCCACCAGAAUCAAGUGGGCUGCUAGCUCCGUGUGCGCAAGCCUUCAGCGGUGCCGACUUGGACCAGGUGAGGCAGCUCUAUUUCACGACCACCACAGGCACAACCUUUCUGCCCUGUGAUUUGGCCGAGGGGAAGCGUGAGAACUUCAUCGACGUGCAUGGGAUCGGCCAGCGCAGUGGGAAGUACCUCAAGUAUCAGAAGAAGAGGGCACCGCUGCUGGACCGCUCUUCCGUGAGCUAUGCCACGGACUAUGUGGUGCUACCCUUGGAUGAUGCCCCGGUUACCAGGGCCUUGGCGAAGGAGAACAAGUUCCGAAGCAAUCCAGGCUUCGGCAGUACUUCUGCGGCCAAGUUGGAGGAAACCACUGCAAACAAGGAGGCCUUUCAUGCCUGGUCGCGCAAGGAGGCGUCCCGCGCGCGCCAGAAGAGCGCCAAGCCAAAGGCUGGUGUCAGCCACACCUUGCCUACUGGCAACCUUCUGGAGAAGAGGUCUGUGACCCACGAAGUCUUUGGGCUGCCGGUGAGGUGGGCCAGCGAGCCGGCGAAGCCGCCGAGGCCCAACCUCUUCCUGGCGCGUCGUGCCCACCCGCCGUCUACUUCCUACAAAACGGCUUUCAAGGAUCCAGCGAGGCCCAAGCUGGAGCGGCCCAGCUCGGCGUGCUCGCGCAGCGCCAGCGUAUGCAGCACCAGGGCCCCCUCGGUCCCACCGGUGCCGCCGGUUUCGCGGCCCGCCACGGCGGGGGAGAAGGUUGCCGUGGUCAAGCCCUCGCCAGAGACGGAGCAAGCACAGAGGCGGCGUUGCCAGUCAGCGCCGGCAUGCGGCAGGAGCCCAGGCGCGCCGGUCAGAACGACCGCGGUCGGCGCGCAUUCGCGGCCCAGCUCCGCAUCGAGCCUCAGCUCGGUGCGGCGCCGCGCGGCGGCGGCGCCGCUGUGCCGGGACGAGGACAUAUUCCAGAUGCGGAGGGCUUGCUUCCUGAGCCCGGGGCAGUGAGAUGACGGGCCCCCGGGCGCGCGCAGAGCCGGGCCUCUUGAGCCAAGCUUCGAAGGGUUCCGACCAGAGCCCGCUGAAGACGAUGGCCCUGGCUUUGCGAACCCA
Effrenium voratum is the source of this 1198-nucleotide messenger RNA. The record is from the annotation of a GenBank genome assembly. NCBI's taxonomy places the organism in Eukaryota, Dinophyceae, Suessiales, Symbiodiniaceae.